AAAUCUCCGCUCCCUUCUCCGACUGCAGUCCAAACCAGCCCCCCAGAAGUCGGAGUUUUGGAACUCCUCCCCCCACAUCCCUUUCUCCAAGUGGAAAAAAGCAGGAAAAUAUCCAAACAGGAAUCAUGAUUAACUUCUUCUGCACUCAUUGACCCAAAGAUGAUCACUACAUAACAGCUUUGCACCACUGAGGAUAAAAUGUCUCCUAAAGUGCCUGGCGGUCAAGGCCGGGUGGACUACUCUGCAGUCCAGGUGGCUGUUCGAGUGCGUCCUCUGCUGCCCAAAGAACUCCUGCACUGCCACGAGAGCUGCAUCACCGUCGACCCGGACCUGCGGCGGGUCACUCUGGGCCACGACCGACACUUUGUCUGUGACUUCCUAUUUGAAGAAACGGCCUGUCAGGAGGACGUUUAUUCUGCGUCCGUCCAGCCGCUCAUCGACGCCUUCUUCCAAGGUUUUAAUGCCACUGUUUUUGCCUACGGCCAGACCGGCUCGGGCAAGACGUACACCAUUGGAGAAGCUAAUAUUAGUUCCUUCAGGGAUGAGGAGCAGGGCAUCAUUCCGAGAGCUAUUGCAGAUGUUUUUAAGCUGCUGGAUGAAAACGACCUCACUGACUUCUCUGUGCGAGUCUCCUAUUUGGAGAUUUAUAAAGAGGAAUUUAAGGAUUUACUGGAAAUUGAGACCGCCAGUAAGGAUAUCCUCAUCCGGGAAGAUAAAGGCAACAUUGUUCUGUGUGGUGUAAAGGAGUGUGAGGUGGAAGCUCUGGAUGAGGUGCUGAGUUUACUGGAGUCAGGAAACACAGCCAGGCACACCGGAGCGACACAGAUGAAUCCCAACUCCAGCCGCUCGCACACUAUUUUCACUUUGUACUUGGAUCAGCGCCGUGGGAGCUCACGCCCUAACGGGACCACUGCGAGCUCUGGACCACAAAUGCUGUCUUCCAAGUUCCAUUUUGUUGACUUGGCGGGGUCGGAGCGCAUCUUAAGGACAGGUAACACUGGAGAGAGACUGAAGGAGAGCAUUCAAAUUAACAGUGGACUUCUGGCUUUGGGAAAUGUUAUCGGGGCGCUGGGAGACCCGAAGAGGAAAGGCUCCCAUAUACCAUACAGGGAUUCUAAAAUCACAAGGAUACUCAAAGACUCUUUGGGAGGAAACUCAAACACUCUGAUGAUCGCCUGCAUCAGUCCGUCCUCCUCAGACUUCGAUGAAAGCCUGAAUACCCUGAAUUACGCCAUGAGGGCCAGGAACAUUCAGAACCGAGUGACGGUCAACUGCAAGCGAGAGCCGGAUCGCGUGGAAGGGCUGGAGCAGCAGAUCAAGGCUCUCCGCAGAGCCCUGGAAAACCGUCAGCGCUCCGAGACCCGAAUCAUAGCUCACGCCGAUCCCAACAGGAGACCUCGAUUUGGAGAGGGGGAGAUGAGCAGGCUGCAGGCGCAGAGCGCACACUACAGGACAUGCACCGACACCGCAUACAGGUUACUGCGGGAGUUGCAGAGCGAAGGCGCUCUGACUGCAGAGCAGAGUCUGAGAGUGAAGGAGUGGCUGUGCUCCGUUGAGGAGGAGCGGAGCGGCCUCACCACAGCCUCCGGACCAGACAGCGGCAUCGAGAACAGCUCCACAGAGGACAGCGUCGCUCUGCGGCGGGGCAGGCCGUCCAUAAAGAAUCAGGACACGGAGGCUGUGGAGGGGAGGUUCAGCCAUCUGAACGAAAGUGAAAAAGAAGACACUCUUGCUCAUCUUCAGUCAGAGAUCCAACGACUGGAGAAAGAAAAUACAGACUUUUUAGCAGCUCUGGAGGAUGCGAUGGAGCAAUACAAGCAGCAGAGUGACAAGCUGCAGGAGCAACAGGACCUGAUAGCGGAGCUACAGUGUCAGCUCUCUUCUCAUGGACUGAUGGGGCUUGGCUUGAACUUGAGGCUGCGGCCACACACUGCACCAAUGGGCUCCAUGCUGCAUUGCCAGAAUGGAGGCCCACAUAGACAGGGCAGUCCAGUGGGUUUCUCUGGGUGUGCACCCUGUCCCGAUGGAAAAUAUUUUGGCGACCAAGACAUCCCUCGAGUUGCAGAAAUGAUGCACUGCGCAGAAAAAGAGGGCAAUCAUGCGGACCAUGACAGAUGCAGACAGAUGAACCUGACGUGGACUAAACGGGACAUUCUGUUAGGAGGCAGCGUGGCCGUGGACAGAGGCCUAACGUCUCAGCUGCUGGACCCCCAGCAACACCCGUGUCUAACCAGAAAAGCCUCUAACUCCAGUGCAGGGGACAGUCUGAAAAGUUUUGAAAGCAUUUCAGAGUGGGGGCUUCUCCAGGCUCAGCAGAAGAUCAGGGAGCUGUCCGUCACCAUCCGCAUGAAAGAGGAACUCAUCAAAGAGCUGAUUAAAACCGGAAAGGAUGCUCAGGCCCUGAAUAAGCAGUACAGCCAUAAGAUCACAGCUCUGGAGAGUGAAGCGCUGCAGGCGCGGCAGGAGCUGCUGGAGGCGCAGCGCCAGCUGCAGGAUCUAGAGAAGCAGGAGAGAGAGAUCAGUGCAACGGACAAAACCAGAGCGCAAGAGUGUCGCAGGAAGAUCGCUGCCGCUCAGAGCAAAGUCCAGGUUCUGAGUCAGCGGCAGAGGGAUACCGCUCGUCUGGCCAACCUGCCCGUUCAAAGUGAGCGGCGUGUGCUGGAGCUGGAGAGGAGUGUGCAGUCCAUGAAGCAGCAGCAGGAGCAGCUGCAGAGGCGACUGCGGGAGGAGAGUCAGCAGAAGAGACGUCUGGAGACGGAGAUGCAAAGACGAACUCACAGAGUCAAGGAACUGGAGAUAAAAAACGAGCAGCAGCAGAAGAUCUUGAGGAUAAAGACGGAGGAGAUCGCUGCCUUCCAGAGGCAGAGGCGCAGUGGCAGCAAUGGAUCUGUUAUUUCUUUAGAAGAGCAACAGAAAAUUGAAGAGCAGAAGCGAUGGCUGGACGAGGAAAUGGAGCGCGUUCUGGAGCAGAGGAGAGGACUGGAAGAUCUGGAAGGGGAGCUGACCAAACGAGAGCAGAUCCUGGCCAAGAAGGAGGCUCUGCUCCAAGAACGCAGCGGGCUGGAGACCAAGAGGCUCCUCUCCAGUCAGGCUCUCAGCAAAGAUCUGGUGAUGCUUACUGGACGUAUCGAGUCCCUUGAGCAAGAGCUGAGUGAGAGAAACGGCCUCCUUCGCAGUAGCAGUGCUCAAGACUCCCAACAGAUUCGCCAAGAGAUCUCCAACCUUCGUCAGGAGAAAGACUCGCUGCUUAAGCAAAGAGUUGAGCUGGACGAUAAACUUCGGCAGGGUAAUCUGCUCUCAGCUGAGGAGGAGAGAACCCUGUUCCAGCUGGAUGAAGCCAUCGAGGCUCUUGACGCGGCGAUUGAAUACAAGAAUGAAGCCAUCACUCAGAGGCAGAGACAGCUGAGGGCUUCUGCCAGCAUGCUCUCACAGUGGGAAAUGAACCUGAUGGCCAAGCUCAGCUACCUGUCUGCGUCUGAGACCAGAGCCCUGCUGUGCAAGUACUUUGACAAGGUGGUGUCUCUGCGUGAGGAGGAGCGGAAGCUGCAGCUGGCCCUGGCUGAGCUGGAGAUGCAGCUGGACGAGCAGCAGAGGCUGGUGCAGUGGUUGGAGAAUGCUCUCGAUCGUGCUCAGCUGGACACGGAUCGGCGGCUCACGCAGCAGCAGAAGGAGCACGAGAGGAGCGUCCAGCUGCUGCUGCAGCAGUGUCGAGAACAAAUGGAUGAGGGUUUGGCUGGACGACAGCGGCAGUAUGAGGGAUGGAUACACAACAUCAGCAAGGAGCUCAGUCAGUACAAAGCAGCCAAUCUGGAACUGAGCAGCAAACUAAGAGAGCUCUGCGCAUCGACCAAUCAGCCUAAAGAACACCUUAAAGUCUUGCUGUCUGAAGGUAAACCCAACAAUACUGGCAGCCUGGAAAAGUUGAGCCACCAGGACAGUCCCGCAGCCAGAGGGGCGGGGCAACCCGACCGGCCCGUCCGGUCUCGGGAUGAAAUGAGGGAGCUGGUGAAGGCUCCUCUCCCCUCCACGUGGAGACGCUCCUCUCUCCCCACAGAGGAGCCUGCAGUCAUGGAGGAGCUCCUGCUUCAGGUGUCCGGGGACGCUCCUGCGAACCGCGUAGUUCAGCCGGGUUUGGGUUCCUGGGGGGGGCACCCGUCUUUGCCUGUGGUUAAACUUCGUCGGGAGUUUCGGCGCUCCAGCCUCAACGUUGGACCUUUGACGUCAAACAAUGCAUUCAUUGAUGUCCGGAAGAACCCGGUCUGAUUGUUAAGCUUUCACAGAGACUUUUAUUUUGUAGUCCAUUAUUAUUUUGUUUGUUUGUUUCUAAAACCUUCAGAUUUUUCUGCCACGCACUUUUCUUCUUGUUUUUGUAAAGUAUAUGAUUUGCCUAUAAAUCAUUCCUGUUUCUUAAUUCAAGUCCAGUUUUUCGCAUUAAAAGGUUUUAAUUCAGA
Molecule: messenger RNA, 4451 nt
Organism: Oryzias melastigma (Indian medaka)
Lineage: Eukaryota; Metazoa; Chordata; Actinopteri; Beloniformes; Adrianichthyidae
Gene: kif7
Product: kinesin family member 7
Exons: 20
Coding region: 199-4263 (1354 amino acids)
Biological process (GO): mitotic spindle organization; microtubule-based movement
Molecular function (GO): microtubule motor activity; microtubule binding; ATP binding
Source: RefSeq, a predicted model, not a curated record